UGCGCGCAUAUUUCAUACGAAGUGAGCGCAUAUCGAUUCCGGCACGAGAAAGUUAACCAUUAGCUUCGUACGAGCUGUUUGUCAGUUACGUCUUGUUCGUUUGAAAUAAUCUGUUGCAAUUAAUAGAUAACAUGGACUCUGCUAUUGUUCAUCUCGAACAAAGUGUACAAGAAGCUGAUGGAAAGCUGGACAUGAUCGCAUGGAAAAUUGAUGCUUUCGAAAAAGAAUUUGAAGAUCCAGAAAGCGAGAUCUCUGUGCUUCGUCUAUUACGGUCUGUUCAUCAAGUUACAAAAGAUUAUCAGAAUCUUCGGCAAGAAAUAUUGGAAGUUCAGCAGUUACAAAAGCAACUUUCAGAUUCCCUUAAAGCACAAUUGUCUCAGGGGCCAGAUUUUGUCACUGCAACGAUGCGUCUCCAGACUUUCAGUUUGCUAAUUUUCGUGAGCGUGCUAGUCGUGCGGCAAGUUUCAGCCCAUGGAAGACUGAUAGAACCACCAUCGAGAGCCUCGAUGUGGAGGUAUGGUUUCGAUACCCCGCACGAUUACAACGACCAUGAAUGCUAUUGCGGAGGAUUUACCAGACAGUGGCAACGAAAUAAGGGAAAAUGCGGAAUAUGCGGCGAUGCUUGGGACGCGCCAACGCCUCGUCUGCACGAGACCGGUGGCAAAUUCGGGAACGGAGUGAUAGUAAGGAAAUAUCGAACAGGUUCGGUGAUACCGGUUCGCGUGGAACUUACGGCCAAUCAUCACGGUUACUUCGAGUUUCGCACGUGCUCGAUGACCUACAAGGGCAAGGAAGUUGAUCAGGAAUGUCUGGACCAACACCUGCUACGCUCGAAGAACGAAUCGAUCAGAUAUUAUCCCGGGCCUGGAAACAAAAUUUUCGAGGCUUUCUACAAACUACCAGACGACCUAACUUGCGCCCAAUGCGUCUUUCAAUGGAGAUACGUGGCUGGAAAUAAUUGGGGCGACUGUGGAAACGGAACAGGAGCCGUGGGUUGUGGUCCUCAAGAGGAAUUUCGUGCUUGUGCUGAUAUUAGCAUCGGAGAUGACGUGGAGCCUCUCUCACCUCGACCACCAGCAGAACCACCGACGAAAUCGAUCCCAGAAGAAAAAUCGCCAACAGACACAACAUUGGUGCCAGAACCAAGUGGGCCAUAUUGGUUAUUCAGUAUCAUUAUCGCUGGUACGUGCCUGCUGGUUGUGCUGGCGGCUAUGGCAUUGCUUUACUCGUAUUAUUAUCACUCUGGCCGAGCCAAAAAGUGGCUUAUGACGAGGCGGUUGCUGACACCUGAAAGUCCACCUGUCGCUCCACCGAGGCAUAAAAAACACAACACGUUCAAUGCACCAUUGCAGUUGUAGAAGAAUAUUUAUAUUUCAAUGUAGGGUGACCAAAAAAUAAUUUUGUAUACGUUGUCUUUUGAAAACAUUUUACAAUGUCUUUUAAUAUAAUUUUAUACGGUAUAUAUAUAUACAAGAUACACAAAAGAAGAAUUCUUGUUUAAUAUUGAGAAAAAUGGUCACCCUGAUUUAUUGUUACUUGCGAUAUAACUUUCCUUCUUAUUCGAUUUUUCACUUGUAAUAAUUCGGACGAUUUUUCUGUCGUACGUAUCUGUACGGUAAAUGUAUAUUUGACACUGUGAUGUAUGCAUGAUGAGGAAGUUCUCGUUUGCGUUUAGAGUAAUACGCGCUCACUUGCACACGCAUUUUCAUUCUGUAUAUAUAAACUUUCUUACAUUAAACAUAUUUAUUUUCUAAGAAUUUGUGGUCCUUAGUCUUCCUUUCAUUUACAUCUUCUUUUUCAAAAUAAUGUCUUAAAUAAUACAUUAAAGAAAGAACAAUUCACAAGGGAUUAUUUUCCACUAGAUCAUAGUUUAAAUAAUGUGUAAUUUUAAUACUCUUGUGAUGUAUAUACAUUCUUUAAAGCAUAGAGAGUUCUUGAAACAGACAAGGAUUGAGGAAAUGAGUGACGUUGUAGU
This is a messenger RNA of Bombus pyrosoma, 1975 nucleotides long. RefSeq lists its product as uncharacterized. The record is from RefSeq and is a predicted model, not a curated record. The transcript is spliced from 7 exons. NCBI's taxonomy places the organism in Eukaryota, Metazoa, Arthropoda, Insecta, Hymenoptera, Apidae. Bases 132 to 1358 code for a protein of 408 amino acids.